UCCGGGCUCCAGGGAACCGCGGUGGUCUCUUCGUUGCUCUCACAUUUCCAGGUUGCAAUCUUUAGGCACAUGAGUAAUCCCAUUGGCGGAGGACUUCCAGUGGCUCAAACUACCACACUCACUCCUCUCUCCCCCUGCCUGCUCAUUGAGAUGGUGCGAUGUCCCGUUCAACUUUCCAAAGCGCGGACCUGUUGCGGUUUAUCUUUCUCUAUUGGAUGCUGGUUGCGUGUUGCUGCACGGCGCAUGCAGAUGACUGUCUGGAGGUGAAGACUGCUUACAUGAUGCGCCAAAUAGGUCCAGUGGAGUUGGUGCCUAACAAACCCAAAAUAGGUGAGCCUCUGGAGGUGUGUAGCCACGCUGGCCCCAGCUGCUGUAACAGCCCGAUGGAGGAUAGCUACAUGACCGCAGUCCGCGCCGAGACACAGCAGAGGAUCAGAUCCUACAGCUUUGAGCUGAAAUACCUGCUAGCCGGACACAGCAGGGCAUUCCAAGAGACCUUCCUGUCGCUGGCGUCCUUCACGUCUAACCUGACCAGCACACUCCUGGACAGCGCCUACUCCGCCCUGGCCUCCGACUGUCGCCCCCUGGUGGCCCGGCUGUUCCAGGACAUCGAGCUGCACCUCUCUGGGGACGCCGGCAGCUCGCUGGAGCUCGCCGUGCGCCGUUUCUACGACGACCUGUUCCCAUUGGUCUACCGUCGCCUGCUCAACCCCGGGAUUGGCCACACGACCCCCCCCUCCGCCCACUCCUCCACCAAUCAGGACGAGUGCCUGCGCAUGACCAGGCAGGACGUCAGCCCGUUCGGGCCCCACCCCCGGCUGCUGAUCGGCAGCCUAUCACGCGCCCUGGAGCCGGGCAGGGCGCUGAGCCGGCUGCUGGGAUUGGCCGGGGAGGUGGUGAAUGCCACGGACAAGGUGGCGCUGGGCAGGGAGUGUGGGCGGGGCCUGGUGCGGAUGCAGUACUGCUCUCACUGCCGGGGGCUCACCCUGAUCCGCCCCUGCAACGGCCUGUGUGUGAACAUCAUGAGGGGAUGUCUGGUGGGGGUGUCUGAACUGGGGGGCCCCUGGACCAGCUCGGUGCUGCUGCUACAACGCUUAGCCGCGAUGCUAGCCGCUAGCAGCGGCCCCAACACCAUGGAGCUGGCCCUGCUGUCGGUGCGGAGCUACGUCAACGACGCCAUACUGCACGCCCAGCUGCACGGGCCGCGCAUCACGGCCACGGUGGAGAAGGUGUGUGGUCAGCAGACAGAAACACACAAUGCUGCUUCAGCUGAACCAGAAUUCUUGACAUUUGGGGUCAAAUCGACGACCUCUUUGACCUCCUCCUGGGCCCUCUCGCCCGGCCCUGAGACCCCCCAGGAUUCCCAGCCGGCCCCCAGAAGGUCCCUGCCUCUCAAAGGAUCCAGAGGGGAUAAGCUCCGCAGCCUGAAGAAACUGUCCAGGGAGUUCGAGGGCGCCAUCCAGCGCUACCAGUGGUUCUUCUCCGAGCUGCCGGAGAUGUUGUGUGAGAGCGAGAUCGAGGUGGGCCAGCACACCUGCUGGAGCGGGCGGGACGUUGUAGAAAGUUAUACAGGUCCUGUGGUUGACGGCAGUCUCAAAGCCCAGAGAGAGAACCCGGAGAUGUCUGUACGCAAUACCGACGCUGGCCUGCGGGGGGCGAAAAAGAGGCUGGAGCAGCUGAUAAAGGACCUGCUGGGGGAGCUGGGCUGGGCCAGCAGAGGUAGAGGCCAGCAGGAGGAAGAGGAGGAAGAGGAGGAUGGGAGUGGGCAGAGAGAGGCGGGCAGCGGGGAAGAGUGUGACGACGAGGACGGCUGCGAAGGAUCUGCACACGACAAUGGUGAGAAGGAGGUAGGUGGGGCCUGGCCCUCUCUCCGCCCCCCGUCCUCCCCUCGCCGGCCCCCUCCUCCACAGGUGGCCGUUCUGGGGGACUCUUGCUCCAUCUCCACGGCUCACCUUUCACCUCUGACCCUGACCUCCCUGCUCUUCCUGUCUCUGCUCCUAUCGCUACGGCAACCGCUCUGAGUGGGACCAGGAGCAUUUAAUGAAGACUGGCAGAAAAGAAUAAAGAAAGGAGAAGCAGAAGGGACAGUGACAACGCCUCAGUAGAAGUGUGUGUGUGUGUGUGUGUGUGUGUGUGUGUGUGUGUGUGUGUGUGUGUGUGUGUGUGUGUGUGUGUGUGUGUGUGUGUGUGUGUGUGUGUGUGUGUGGACGGACAUUAGUAAGACACCCACGAUGAAGGCACGCAGGAAGAGGUUCAGCAGAGUGAAGAACAUGGACAGAAGCGGACUCCAUUUUGUGUCGCAGGCAUGUUCAGGACGUUCCUGGUAUAGCCCAUAGGGAACCCUGCUGUCAACCGAGAUUUAGUUACCUUUUAUACGCGGACGUCCCAGUCUGAUGAGAAGCUGUCUCGUCUGAGGACAAGGUGUCUCGUCUGAGGAACAGACGUCCAGUCAGAGGACAAGCUGUCCACUCCGAGGAGAAGCUGUCUCGUCUGAAGACAAGCUGGCAAUGAUUCCUUCCGGGGACAGUUGUUCUCUUUAUGUCCUAUUACCUAGCCUACUUACCCUCUUGUAUAUAUACACGUUUAUUUAACAUUGUUUAAUAGUUUGCACAGCACUACUGACUUUUUGAAGACAAAUGUAAAUACACAUAUUUAUAUGUACAACUCUAUAUUCAAGCAAUUGUUUGGUGUGGUUAUUCUCAGUCACACACAUGGAACUGUCUAGUCGCAAUUUUUUAAUCUUCAUGCCAUAAAGCAUCAUUCUAUGAAUGUGAUUAACCCUGAAAUACUGUUUUUCAGUUUCUGAACAAAUAAACAAAAAACAUUAUGAAAUUUA
Messenger RNA from Gadus morhua (Atlantic cod), 2836 nucleotides. RefSeq names its product glypican-5. NCBI's taxonomy places the organism in Eukaryota, Metazoa, Chordata, Actinopteri, Gadiformes, Gadidae. The transcript has 11 exons. Bases 159 to 2021 code for a protein of 620 amino acids. The record is from RefSeq and is a predicted model, not a curated record. Gene Ontology annotation, biological process: positive regulation of canonical Wnt signaling pathway; cell migration; regulation of protein localization to membrane. Gene Ontology annotation, cellular component: cell surface; plasma membrane; extracellular region.